AGACAGAAAGAGAGAGAGAGAGAGAGAGAGGGGUGGAGAGAUACAGAAACAACUACCAAGAUAUUUCAUUUCCUUUUCAAACUAUUUUGACAAAGCACAGGCUUUCAGGUCCAAAUCAAGAGAGGAAAGAAAAAAGGAAAAUGAAGAAGUCAUUUGAAUGCAAUGAGUCAAUGAUCAUCACUAUCCCCAUUGGGAAUCUCAGGGAAGCUGGAGCAGGUCAACUGAUGCCAGAAAAAUUCCACUGUGUGUUCAAAGAUUCCUACAAGGUCUUUGCUAAUAAGGGAAAACCUAAACCUCUCGGAGCAGCUCAGGCCAUGGUUGGUGUGUUUCUUUGUGCUUUUGGUAUGAUUUGGAGAGAGCCGGCUAGGUUCCUCCUGAUCUGCACUUUACCCAGCGUUUUGUUUGUGGUCACUGGUCUGCUGUCCUAUGCUGCAGGAAAAGCUCCAAACAUGUGUGUUGCAAAGUUGUCAUUCUCCCUCAACAUUAUCAGCUUCUUCUGGUCAGUUGCAGCAUUUUCUAUGAGUGUGAUCUUCACACAAGAUCUUCAUUACUUUUAUUAUGAUCACUCACCCGAUUUAAUGCUGGUUAAAGGAAUCAAUGGACUGAUAAUGAGUCUGCUGGUUGUUGAAAAUUUAAUAGCCCUGUUCUUGAUCUACUGGUUAAGCAAAGCUAUUUGCAGACAACAGUUCAACACUUUGCCCAUUGUACUGCUGAAACAGGGAGACUGAAUUUAAAGGUUUGACAAAAUUCAACAAGCCAAAGACCAAACUAACCAACUGUAUUUAUACAUAAACUUUUAACUUCCUGCUUGUAUAAAAAAGUGCAUAACAGCCUGUCAGCGUCAUAUCAAUAUAUGUUGUGCAGAGGAUGUGAUGGUUAUUUUUGUUUCUGUUUCAGAAAUAGUUGAAAAAUAUGCAAAUUAUUACUGUUUACUAAGAGUAUGCCACCUAUUUAAAACUGCGUUGUCUCAACUCCUAGCAAUAUUCAGAUCAUCCGUGAAAAACUUUUAUUCAGCAAGAAGCUACAUUUUCCUAUUAGGUCUCUAUUUCCAUAAUCAUCUUAGAUUAUUGAUUGCUAUGAUGGCCUGUAUAUUAACUUGCUUGAUUGCAUGGCUAUUUAACAAAUAUCAAACAUUUUAGCAGCUUCUUUUGUCAUGAUUCUUGUAUUUCAUUCCAAACUGCAACAACAUGUUGAUUUGUCUUAAAAUUUCAAUAACAAACUUCUGUGGAUUAUUCAGUCUCACCUUGACAACUCUAACGUGUGUCUGUCAUAAGACUUGUCUUUAUGUUUUGAAAAACCCUGGCUCCUAUUAUGAACUUUGAUUUUGCAUGACUCUAUGUGCAGCCUCAGGACUCCAGUGCACUCAAGCUGUCAGAGUCUGUACAAUCUUAAAAUAUGAUUAAAUCACAAUUCUGAAUUGUGACUUUUUACUUUUUACAAAACCUCUACUCUGUUGCUGUAACUUUGUCUUUAGCAUAUGAAUAAAACUGAUUAUUUUGCUUA
This is a messenger RNA of Lates calcarifer (barramundi perch), 1503 nucleotides long. RefSeq lists its product as uncharacterized. The coding region runs from base 141 to 728 and encodes 195 amino acids. The transcript is spliced from 7 exons. The record is from RefSeq and is a predicted model, not a curated record. NCBI's taxonomy places the organism in Eukaryota, Metazoa, Chordata, Actinopteri, Centropomidae.